AAAUCGAGAGAGGCUUAAAUGUAAAAAACAUUCAAGUUCCCAACAACUUCAGCGCUCAUCUAUCUAUCCGCACGGCUUUCUUCAUUUAGAAAUCCUCCGCCGAAUCGGAUCGAACAAACGUGUUUCUCUCCUAUUCCUCUUUCUUCAGGUCUUAAAGCAAAGCAGAUGGGUAAGUAUGAGGUGAUGAAACGGGCAAGCGAGGUUGAUGUUUCUACUGUCAAAUAUAAAGCUCAAGAGAUCAAAGCCCCUCAUUUGACUGGCUUUUCGUUCAAGUUGUUCGUUAAUAUGCUUGAAGCACCUCUUAUUGGCCCAUUGUUUGUUGAUCAUUUGAAGAAAGACAAUGGCAUGACAAAGAUUUUUCGCAACACAGUUAUACCAGAAGAGCCCAUGUUUAGACCGGAGUUCCCAUCUCAAGAACCGGAGCAUGAUGUUGUCAUUGUUGGCGAAGAUGGAAGUCCUAUAGAGAGAUUGGAAACAGCAUUAAAGUGUCUUCCUCAAUAUGAUCCUUCUCGUAGCUUGAAUGCUGAUCCAGUGUCAUCCUUCCGGUACUGGAAGAUUCGUGAUUAUGCAUAUGCUUAUAGAUCUAAGCUGACAACUCCUUUGCAGGUAGCAAAAAGAAUAAUCUCAAUCAUAGAGGAGUUUAGCUAUGACAAGCCUCCAACACCAUUUUUGAUUAGCUUUGAUGCCAAUGAAGUCAUUAAGCAGGCUGAAGCUUCUACACAGAGGUUUGAAGAAGGAAAUCCAAUAUCUGUUUUGGAUGGAAUUUUUGUGACAAUCAAGGACGAUAUUGAUUGUUUACCCCAUCCAACAAAUGGUGGAACAACAUGGCUGCAUGAGGAUCGUUCUGUGGAGAAGGAUUCAGCAGUUGUUUCAAAACUGCGCUCUUGUGGUGCAAUCUUACUUGGCAAGGCAAAUAUGCAUGAGUUAGGCAUGGGAACCACGGGGAACAAUUCAAAUUACGGAACCACAAGAAACCCACAUGAUCCUAAAAGGUACACUGGGGGAUCUUCCUCAGGUUCAGCAGCUAUUGUAGCCUCUGGACUAUGUUCAGCUGCUCUUGGAACAGAUGGUGGAGGUUCUGUUCGGGUACCUGCAGCACUUUGUGGUAUAACGGGACUGAAGACAACAUAUGGUCGGACAGAUAUGACUGGGUCAUUAUGUGAAGGUGGAACAGUGGAAAUCAUUGGUCCCCUUGCUUCAUCUUUGGAAGAUGCCUUCAUAGUGUAUGCUGCAAUCUUGGGUUCUUCAUCUGCGGAUAGAAUCAAUUUGAGACCGACCCCUCCCUGUUUCCCAAAGUUAUUGUCUUACAACGGAAGUAACGCAAUCGGAUCUCUACGACUAGGGAAAUAUACAGCGUGGUUUAAUGAUGUUAAUUCAAGUGACAUCUCUGAUAAAUGUGAAGAUAUUCUUAAGCUCCUAUCAAACAAUCAUGGUUGCAAAGUGGUGGAGAUAGUGGUUCCUGAGCUAGAAGAGAUGCGUGCAGCCCAUGUUAUAUCGAUUGGGUCUGCAACACUGGCUUCUCUUACUCCUUACUGUGAGGCUGGGAAAAAUUCAAAACUAACUUAUGACACUCGUACCAGCUUUGCGAUUUUCCGUUCGUUUUCUGCUUCAGACUAUAUUGCUGCUCAAUGUCUUAGGCGAAGAUUGAUGGAGUUUCACAUGAAUAUCUUCAAAGACGUUGAUGUCAUUGUGACUCCUGCAACUGGUAUGACAGCUCCAGUGAUACGCCCUGAUGCUCUAAAAAAUGGAGAAACCAAUAUUCAAGUGACAACUAAUAUAAUGCGCUUCGCUUUAGCUGCAAAUCUCCUGGGAUUCCCAGCCAUAUCUGUCCCGGUUGGUUAUGAUAAGGAAGGACUUCCGAUAGGAUUACAAAUAAUGGGAAGACCUUGGGCUGAAGCUACCGUACUUGGUUUAGCUGCUGCAGUUGAGGAACUGGCACCACUUACCAAGAAACCUGCUGUCUUUCACGAUAUACUCAAUACAAACUGAAUUUAUAAGGAUCUUCCAGAGAACUAAAAAGGCAAGGUUUUUCUCUGGCUGGUGGAAUUUUAUCGAUGUUUGCAUUAUACAAGUUAACAUGUCAAUUGAUCUGACGAAUCAACGAUUAUUGUGCUAUAAACCAUGUUGGAAUUUCCUACAUUAACUAUGAUAAUUAAAUUUGUGAAUUGGGUGUGUUCAAGUUUAUAUCUGCGUUUGUACUA
This is a messenger RNA of Capsella rubella, 2201 nucleotides long. Its product is annotated as fatty acid amide hydrolase. The coding region runs from base 166 to 1989 and encodes 607 amino acids. The transcript has 22 exons. Gene Ontology annotation, biological process: N-acylethanolamine metabolic process. Gene Ontology annotation, cellular component: membrane. The record is from RefSeq and is a predicted model, not a curated record. Lineage: Eukaryota; Viridiplantae; Streptophyta; Magnoliopsida; Brassicales; Brassicaceae. Gene Ontology annotation, molecular function: N-(long-chain-acyl)ethanolamine deacylase activity.